GUUAAUUUUAUCUUCCAUGGUUAUGCUAGGUACCUGCAUAUACCCGCAUAUGCAGUAGGUAGUUUAGCCUUGCUGAGUAACCUGGUCAUGGAACUGAAUACAGGUUAGUACCUAAGUACCUAAGUACCGUUAUUUUAGCACCUGUCACCUGCACAUGCAUCUGCGAGUGCAAGUCAGGUGAGGGGUCGAGGGGAUAAUAGUUUUUCCCCACACGCACGCGUCUACCUUUUCCUUUUAGACCCAGUGCAGCUGCUGACAGCUGAAAUCUCAUCACUUUCCUCCGCACACCAUUUCUUUCAAUCACCAACUGCCAGCCAGCAGACAACCUUUUUGUCAAUUCGUCAUCACCUGGCUCGUGAUGAAAGGAGUUAUUCAAUCAGCUCGGGGCGGUCGACCCAGCAAAGUCACCAAAUUGGCUGGCACGCCUCGCGGUCGGCCUGGUCGCCGAGUUGGCGUAUCCGACGCGCAUGGUCUUUCCAAUUCGGAUCUCGCCGACCUUGACCAAGAUGCUAACGCUGAUGAAGACCAUGAGCAUAACCCCCACACUAGCUUUGAUCAUGAUGCCGCCGCCAUUGCUGCCGCCGCCGCCGCUCAGCAUCAUCAUCAUCAGCAACAGCAGCAAGAGCACCAGCAGCAGCUCGACCUUACUGCGGCUAGUAUCCUAGCUAGCAGCGUCCACACAGCCAAUGACCAACAUCCCGAUCUUGGCGGCACUCAUAUGGAUGACGGCUCCCAUGUUCCUACAGUUGAGGAACUUGCUCGCCAAUCCGGUUAUGCUGAGUUUGUUGUCGAGAGUGCACUGGCAAAGCGUUUGGCUGGAGAGCCUGGCGUGCGCCUCGCGCAGCAACGACGUCCCGAGCAGCAGCUGAACCUCUCGCGACGCAGUAAUGUGGAGGCCCUGUUUGCGCACAUCGCAGGUGAAGAAGUCCCGAACUGUAAGAACUGCAAGAAAGGCCAUGGGCCGUGGACCGCCUGUGUCGUGAUUGAAGGACAGAUGUGCCAAAGCUGUUCCAACUGCUGGUUUAAUGCCUCAGGCUCGCGAUGUUCACUUCAUGAGAGUCGGCCUCAGGGUCAGCAAGGCGUUCAGAUGCUUGGCAACGAAAGCAUUGCCUUCCCCGUGCCCACUGCGCCUCCGGCUGCAAUGGCCCCCUUCAACUUCGCAGCGCCCGCAUCUGCUGACCCCGUUGUGCGCUACACCGUAGAGCAAGCGAUGGCGCUCGUUAGAGGUGCCGAUAAGAAGGCGCGAUCGAUGCUUAUGAUUGAAGCUACGGCUCGACAGUUAGCCUUCCAGAUCGCUCAGUAUGAGGAGGCAAUCGAGGAUGAACAGAACCAGGCACAGGCCAAUGCACAAGAUGCCAAUCAACCGGUUCUCAACGAUCAGGGUGCCCCCUAGGUAGGACAUCCUCAGCCGGUAGCUGAUGGGCAGGUGGUGCCUUAGAUAGGACCGCCGUUUCCUGGUGUACUGGCGCAUCGUGAGCAGAUGCCUGAACCAAAUACCAACGUCGACUUACACACUCAACCUGAAUCGGUCGUCAGCUCUACGCCCAACUCCGAAUUUGAAUCCGGAUCUAGUACCCUAGUCGGAUCUGUCAAUGAUUCCGGAUACGACAUCGGUUUCGACAUCGAUUUUGGAGACAUAAGUUUUGAUCCGAAUGCCAGUUUGGACGACGUUGAUUUGUCAAGUUUCUUCCCUCCCCAGUAACGUCGUUACCGAGAUGUGCAUCGUACCCUAGUAAGGAAACAUGGAUUCACCUUGAGGAAAUUGAGAUGGAUUUCGAGAAGCUUUUUCUUUUCCCUUGCCAUGGUACGAUGUCCCUCGACCCGUUCUACCAACACUGCAUUCAUAGGUCAUAUUUGCAAGCUUGUUGGUCGCAUCUGGCGUGGAAUAUUGGGGUGGAAUGUUUGUUCAUCAAAUUUUGAUGAUUUUCGUUGGCAUGCUUCGGUUGCCUAUGAAGCAAGGAGUUUAGGGUGCAUUCAUGGGAGGCCUGGACGUGAAGGGUUUGGCGGCCGUACCUGGUUAUAGCUUCUUCGAUAGUUGCAAAGGCACUCUCCGUCUAAUACAUGAACGUCGUAACCCGGAA
This is a messenger RNA of Annulohypoxylon maeteangense, 2081 nucleotides long. RefSeq lists its product as uncharacterized. The transcript has 2 exons. The record is from RefSeq and is a predicted model, not a curated record. Lineage: Eukaryota; Fungi; Ascomycota; Sordariomycetes; Xylariales; Hypoxylaceae. The coding region runs from base 359 to 1393 and encodes 344 amino acids.